AAGUCACGUGAUGCGCAGACAUCGUUGUGUCAUUUUGUAACUGUGAGGGUUAUUGAAAGUAUUGUUAGUUGUUUGUGGAUUCCAGUACUUUUCAAAUUUUUUUAAAAAGCUGGAAUAAAUUACAUAAUCACUUUACAAUAAUGGCUUCAUAUUUUGAUGAACAUGAUUGUGAGCCUACCAACCCGGAAGAACAGUAUCGACAGAAUGCUCUACUUGAGCUGGCCAGGUCCCUGUUAAAUGGACUGGAGUUUGACUUGGGUCCUGUGGACCUCUCAGAAUGGGACCAAAGGUUACCACCACCUGCUGCAAAGGAAGUUGUUAGGAAACUGCCCAAUGUGAUUAUCAAGCCAUGCCAAGCAGACAAAGGCUUGAAAUGUCCAGUGUGUUUGUUGGAGUUUGAGGAAGAAGAGACUGUAAAGAAGAUGCCAUGUGAGCACUUUUUCCACUCUGGUUGUAUUUUGCCAUGGCUUGGAAAGACCAACUCCUGUCCUCUUUGUCGACAUGAACUUCCAACUGAUGAUCCAGAAUAUGAGGAAUACAAAAAAGACAAGAGGAGUUUUGUGCCUGGAACAAGGGUAAAAGCGAAAUUGAAGAAACCUGAGCUUAUCUGGAGAUAUUCUAGUGAGGAAUCCAACCAGGUGGAAAUAACUGGAGUCUAUUUUGGGACUAACAAACUGGUAUGAGAAAAUGUAGAGUUUUUGUUCCUUUUGUUUCAUGUCCUAAAGAAAUGUUUGUACCACUAAACUGGUAUUUUGCUGUCCAUUUUUAAUAAAAAAAAUCUGUUUUAUUCUCA
Protopterus annectens (West African lungfish) is the source of this 793-nucleotide messenger RNA. RefSeq names its product ring finger protein 181 (gene RNF181). The transcript has 5 exons. Lineage: Eukaryota; Metazoa; Chordata; Ceratodontiformes; Protopteridae. Gene Ontology annotation, biological process: protein ubiquitination. Gene Ontology annotation, molecular function: ubiquitin protein ligase activity. Bases 141 to 683 code for a protein of 180 amino acids. Gene Ontology annotation, cellular component: cytoplasm. The record is from RefSeq and is a predicted model, not a curated record.